Humulus lupulus (European hop) is the source of this 1739-nucleotide messenger RNA. Its product is annotated as nuclear envelope-associated protein 2-like. The record is from RefSeq and is a predicted model, not a curated record. Bases 459 to 1520 code for a protein of 353 amino acids. Lineage: Eukaryota; Viridiplantae; Streptophyta; Magnoliopsida; Rosales; Cannabaceae. The transcript is spliced from 6 exons.
CCAUUUCAGCCCUCUGAUGGCAUCAGACGAUUGAUCGCCGCCGUUCGUUUGAAAACACUUGUUCAUUUUUCAUGGGAAGAAGAAAACAGAGUUUUUGGCUUGUAGGUCUGUCACCUUGAGAGAAAGAAGAGCUUUUUAAAACAAAACAGUGUGAUUGCCAAGUGGGUUUUGCUCUGAAGCUACAACUCAAACUGGGUUCUGCUCAGAACUUGGCUUCUCCCUCUCUGUAUUCUCUCUGUGGAAACUAUCUAUGUUUCCAUGGCUUGGACUUUGGUUCAACUCUCUGCUUUUGAUACCAUGGAGUGAUUAAAGGUAAGGUAUGAGAUGAUAGCUUUCACUGUAAGGACCAUAACCACUCAUUCUUCGGCCCUUGCAGCUUGAUUCAGUUCAUACAAACAUUAUCAGAUCGUUUUACACCAAAUUCACUGCCACCGUUGGAUCAAGUUUUCUACUUUCCGAUGUCAAAUUCCGAAAUCUCAUCGGCUUCUUUGCCGUCCUCCUCCUCAACUUCAUCCUUAUGCUCAAUAUCAGUCCCUGAUAUCGAUCCUUUGCUCAAGGAUUUGAAUGAGAGAAAGCAGAGUUUUCGGCGAAAUGUGGUGUCGUUGGCAGCUGAACUAAAGGAGGUUCGGAGCCGCUUGGCAUCUCAAGAGCAAAUUUUUGCUAAAGAAACAAUAACAAGACAGGAGGCAGAGACAAAGGCUAAAAACAUGGAAGAUCAGAUUGGUAAAUUGCAGAGGAGACUUGAAGAGAGGAAUGAGCAACUUCAGGCCUCAACAUCUACAACUGAGAAGCACCUGAAGGAGUUGGAUGAUCUUAGAUCACAGCUUGCAGGCACUCAAGCAACUGCAGAUGCUAGUGCUGCAUCAGCUCAAUCAGCACAAUUGCAGUGUUUGGCACUUGUGAAGGAGCUAGAUGCGAAGAAUCUUUCAUUAAAAGAACACGAGAAUCGUGUAACUAGGCUAGGAGAGCAAGUAGAUAUUCUACAAAAGGAUCUUAAAGCGCGGGAAUCUUCCCAAAAUCAGCUUCGAGAUGAAGUUAUGAGGAUCGAGAAUGAUAUAAUGCAAGCUCUUUCCAAAACUGCGGCGAACAAGGACUGUGAACUGAGGAAGAUAUUAGAUGACGUUUCUCCAAAGAAUAUUGAGAACAUUAAUAGGCUGUUAGUUGCUAAGGAUGAAGAAAUAGCUAAACUGAGAGAUGAGAUCAGGAUUAUGUCUGCUCACUGGAAGCUCAAGACUAAAGAUUUGGAAGCACAGUUAGAGAAGCAACGUCGAACUGAUCAGGAAUUGAAGAAGAGCGUGUUGAAGUUGGAAUUCUGUCUCCAGGAAGCUAGAUCUCAGACACGCAAACUCCGAAGGAUGGGAGAGCGAAGGGACAAAGCUUUGAAAGAACUCAGAGACCAAUUGGCUGUGAAACAAAUUGAAGCAGCAAGUGCUGAAAAACAAAAUUUCUGGGAAAGUUCUGGUUUCAAGAUUGUUGUUUCCAUGUCAAUGUUGGUACUGGUUGUCUUUUCCAAGCGAUAAAAAAAUAAAAAAAGUUUUUUUUGCCUUGAAAAAAACUGAGCUAGUUGCUGUGUAUAAAAAAACAUAUUUAAAUCCUUUAGUUAUAGUCUUAGGAGUAGUUUAAGGAGGCCAUUUUGCUUGUAGACAUUCUUGUUGUAGAGGUUAUUAGUACAUAAUUUUGGCUGCCAUGUUGAGUUUUCAACUUUCAUCUUCAUUAAAUGAAGGUGUUAUCGUUCUACU